AGCAGAAAUGUGAGAGGAAGAUGUGUGUGUUUUAAUGAUAAUUUACAUCCAUACAUUACAUAUAGUGUAUUUCAUCAGCUCUUGCUUUCUCUGGAUUGUGAUAUGAUCAUGAUUAAAGAUUCAAGAAGACAAUCAGGAAUGAUGUCCAUUAUCAUCAUCUUCAUCAUUCUCUGUCUGAUCUCAGGUCAGGUUCUGUGUUUUAAAGUGAUUGGCUGCUCUGGAGGGAGUGUGAUGUUCAAGUGCAUGAAGACAAACCAGAGAGACUCUUCUGUUCAGUUUAAAGGAAAGUAUUUCUGCAGAAACAGAGACUGUAGGACAGGAAUCAGUACUGAGAUUCAGCACCGCUGGGUUUAUAAUGAGAGAUUCGCUCUGUAUGACGGUGAAAACAGAGGAUUCUUCUCAGUGUUCAUCAGGAAGCUCAGCAGAGAGGAUGAUGGGAAAUACUCAUGUGGAAACAAUCAGGAAUGGAGUCAUAAUGUUGAUUUAGUGGUGAACAGAACCUCUUCUUCUUGUGGGACGUCUGUUAUCCGAUCUGCAUAUAAAGGUCAAACAAUCACUUUCAGCUGUGAAUGUGAACACAAGUUUAAAACACACACCAAAGUCUUGUACAGAGUGAAUGGAGAUCCUGUGUUUGUGCUGAAGAUCUCUCAAUCAUCACAAUCAUCUGAAGAGAAGUUCAUCCUGUCUGACAAUCAGAGAAAUCACUUUAAUGUGACCAUCAGAAACAUUUCUGAAGAGGAGCGUGGAGUUUAUUUAUGUGGAGUGGAGAGAGACGGAGGAGAUAAACCACCUUCAGAAACAUCAAUUACUCACAUAACCUUCAUUAAAGAGAUUGAGCUGAACGUUUCUAGUCAGAUAUCUUCUGUCCAGGUUGAGGCCUACAUCAGUAAAUCAGUCUUCAUCAAGUGUAAAUUUCCAGAAGAAUUCAAAGAAAACCAGAAAUUCAUCCAGAAAGAUUCAUCACAGGAGAUCUCUGUAGAACAGAAUCAGUGGAUCCGUCAUGAUAAAGUUAAUAUGUAUGAUAACAGCAGUUCAGGAGUUUUGAAGGUUUUUAUCAGUGAUUUAACUGAAGCUGAUGAAGGAACGUACAGAUGUGGAGUGAAAACUGCUGACGAUCAUCUGUUCAUGAAGAUCACACUGAAGAUCAGUCAAGGUGAUCAUUUCCCUGAAUCAAGUGGAUCAGCUGCUGUUAUUGGUGAAAGUGUGAAACUCAGCUGUAAUUCCCCUGAGAAACAGCAGUCCAUCAAACACAUCUGUAAAGAGAACGAGCAGAAGAUCUGUCAGAGCAUCAGUUCAUCAGAGAAGCAGCGCUUUGAGUUUUCUGACAGUACAGCAGGAGUUUUUACAGCGAGCAUCAGUAAUGUGAGCCUGAGAGAUGCUGGAGUUUACUGGUGUGGAGCAGAAACCAGACACCAGCGUCUGACUUCUGUUUCUCUCACCAAUAAACAUCAACUGACUUUAACCAUGCCUCCAGUGAUCGGACGUGAAGGAGAUUCAGUCCAGAUCAAAUGCCCUUAUGAUGAAAAACACUCAACAGGAAUGUGUCUGCGCAGAGGAACGUGUUUGAGUAAAGAAGUAAAGUAUCUGUGUAAAGGAAAGUGUUUCACUAAAGAUGCUCAAAUUAUCAUUCGGUCAGAUGAAGAUCAUGUUAAAAACCCAAAGAUUUCAGUAAAGGACGACACUGAACUCAAUCUCUUCACUGUGACCAUGACUGAGCUGAGAGCAGAGGAUGCUGGGAAAUACUGGUGUGCAGUGAAAGAUGUGUUUAAUCUUCCCAUUGAGCUCAUGAUCAUCAGGAAGAACGAAAUGACGACCUCUGACACCAAAAGGCAAACACCCCAGGAUAAGCCUGAAAUGACCUCAUCUGACACUGAAAAGGAAACGGUCCAGGAAACAGAAAAGACUGGUUUUUUUGUAAUAGUUGUGGUUGCUGUGGGUUUGAUUCUGCUGGUUCUGGUUGUAGCCUUAAUCUUAUUCAAACUGAAACACAACAAACAUGACAUUAUUUCAUCAAGAGACAGAAGACAGACAGGGGAUCAUGAAAUGACUCAAGAAGACGCCAGGCGCCAUUCAGAUCCUGAAUCAAAUCCUCUCUAUUCAACAGUCCAGUCACCCACAAUCUCCUCUGAUUCACAGAAUCCACUUUACUCCACAGUUCAGUCACCCACAAUCCCCUCUGAUGGGCUCCUGUACGCUGCUGUCAGUUUCCAAAAUCAUGAAGAGUCUCUCAGUGAAGCUUCUGUCAGAUUCAGUAAAGAGGAGACUCACUGUGAAUACGCAUCUGUCAGUCACAAUAUCUCGCCAAAUUAAUAUUACCACUGGAUUGUUGUUUUUAUACACAGCGAGAAGCAGUCACUGAGAAUGACACAAUCAUUCAGUUUCAUCAAGCAAGUCAUUGAGCAGUCAGUGACAUCUACAGGUCAGUGUUGGAAAAACCUGAAAUGUUUCUCUGUGACUGAAGAGAACAUAACUCCUUACCCUUUAUUCACACUGCACACGUCUGCGGUGCAUUACGACUCCAACAAGGUUUAGUUUCAUCCUUCACAUGGUGCCAACUCACACCAGGAGCACUUCAGAAGACAUGCAACUGGAUUCACGAGACAUCUUGAUUCGCCUGUCUGUCAGUGUUUUUCUUGAUUUUUGAGUUCUACCAUGGUUAAGUUGGCUAAGUAGUGAUGUUUUGUCCAGUUUAAUUGUGUUUAUUGUUUAAUUUAUUGCUAUUGUUCUGCUUUGUUGUCCUGUAGCCUACACACAGUCAAUACACUUAAAGUUCAGUUAUGUGUGACAAGGAUGAAAGACGUGUGUUUUAGUCUGCACAGGACGUUUAUUUUGUAUUCGAACUGUAGACUAGGCGCCUAUCUUUAGCGAAGCAGCAUGGAUAGUCACUUCUGGGACGCUUCAGCUCUGGUGGCCGUGACGGAGCCAUAACCCACUGCAGACGUGUGCGGUGUAAAUAAGAGGUUUUUAUAACCCGCUGCAGACGUGUGCGGUGUAAAUAAGAGGUUUUUAUAACCCGCUGCAGACGUGUGCGGUGUAAAUAAGAGGUUUUUAUAACCCGCUGCAGACGUGUGCGGUGUAAAUAAGAGGUUUUUAUAACCCGCUGCAGACGUGUGCGGUGUAAAUAAGAGGUUUUUAUAACCCGCUGCAGAAGUGUGCGGUGUAAAUAAGAGGUUUUUAUAACCCGCUGCAGACGUGUGCGGUGUAAAUAAGAGGUUUUUAUAACCCGCUGCAGACGUGUGCGGUGUAAAUAAGAGGUUUUUAUAACCCGCUGCAGACGUGUGCGGUGUAAAUAAGAGGUUUUUAUAACCCGCUGCAGACGUGUGCGGUGUAAAUAAGAGGUUUUUAUAACCCGCUGCAGACGUGUGCGGUGUAAAUAAGAGGUUUUUAUAACCCGCUGCAGACGUGUGCGGUGUAAAUAAGAGGUUUUUAUAACCCGCUGCAGAAGUGUGCGGUGUAAAUAAGAGGUUUUUAUAACCCGCUGCAGACGUGUGCGGUGUAAAUAAGAGGUUUUUACACUGCACACAUGUACAGUGUUACAGAUUUGACACUGCCACAGGAGCUGAUCACAGUCUUGACAAAGCUUGUGUUUAUACCAGCUGUGUCUGCUGCACAGUUCUGAAGGCCUUAAAGUGUUUGAUGUCAAUUGAUAUUUUGACUAUUAAACGUUUGAGGUAGAAUCACAGUUUAAAGAUCUAAAACAAAUUAGAGUAAGCUUCAAUAAUAGCUAAACAAAUAUUAAAUGACUUUAUUAGAAAUUUCUCACUAGAAAUAAGAUGUUUACUAAUAAACCCAGCAUGACCCCAACUGGGGGUCAGACAAUCAAAAAAGAUUUAAUCUUAAUAACUUUUUCAAAUACAUUUAAAACUAGUAGACUACAUAAGUUCAGCCAUCAAAUACCAAAUUCAUUUGGAUAAACAUUAUAAUUUCAAAGGCAAAUCCACAUUAAUAUGUAAGGGAUCAACCGGCUGGAUGUACUUUAUCCCGUUGUUAUAUGGCUACUUGCCAAAUAAAUAAAUAAUUAGGCGCGAAAUAUUGAUUUGAGUUGAAAUAUUUGAACGCAAAGCUUCCGUGAAAUGGGCAGCAGCUGGGUUUGAAUGAAACGAGAGCGAGUCCGCAAUACCAGGGUGAAAAAGACGAGUUUUAGUAUUCUAUUAGCUAAACAAACGCAAAGCUUCCACCAAGAAAAAAAUAAUAAUUCAAGCCAAGCAAGAGUACAGCACGGACCACUGUUACCCGGAUGAGCUUGUGUUGUUAGCUUUUAGAGGGAUAACAUAUCUCGGAAUGUAGCCACUGAGCAAUCAAAACCAAGUAUUCCACAGAGGCGUGUAAUAUAUAUAUAUUAGGGGUGUAACGAUACGCGUAUUCGUAUUGAACCGUUCGGUACGAGGCUUUCGGUUCGGUGCACGGUACGCAUUAUGUACCGAACAGUUUGUUGGACUAAUUAAUUAUAUUUGGGGAAAAAAAAGUGAAAUAUAAUGUUAUGCGUUCAACAAGGUAGCCCAAUAACCCAAACGACAUAACAGGCAACGCCCCUGACACUCCCGAAGAAGAAAAAAACACCAACUUAUAUGUUUAUGUUAGGCUACUCAGUCAGGCGCUCGCUCACUCAGUACACCCUGAAGGCUCGUUGCAAAAUAGCCAAUGUGUUUAACAGACCAGAAAAAGAAGAUCCUCCAAUAACCAACAGGUCUGGUGUUUGGGUGCACUUUGGAUUCACUGUAAGCUAUAAUGGUGAUGGCAAGAGAGUAGUGUACUAUUUAAAAUCAUGUUUUACUGUAAAGCACUUUGGAUCAGCUACAGUUGUGUAAAAUUUGUGCUAUAUAAAUAAACUUUGACUUGACUUGACUAGUGGAUAAAAAAACAACAGUCCUAUAACAGACAAUAGGGUACACCAGCGGGAAUAAAAAACAAACAAACAAAAAAAACACCAGCGGAAGUACUUGAAACAUGUCCUUAGUGUGUCAGUAUCUGGGAAAAGACGAAAAAAAGGAGAAAAAUACACGCAACAAACUAUCCCCGCAGCCUUUAGACAGACAUUUCCAACUGAUUCAAACAGGGCAAAAGACAUCACCGCGGCGAUUGGUACAUUUACGUUACAUUUACAUUAUAGCCGCGGAUAUGAGACCUUACUAUUUACCAUUCAUUCUGUCAUCACCAUUAUAGCUUACAGGGAAUCCAAAGUGCACCCAAACACCAGACCUAGUGGUUAUUGGAGGAUCUUCUACUUCUGGUCUGUUAAAUGCAUUAGACAUUUUGCAACGAGCCUUCAGCGCGUGCUGAUUGAGCAAGGGCCUUAGGGGCCGUUCACAUAUCGCGCCUAAAAACGCGUGGAAAACGCUAGGCACGUCUUUCUCCUCCUUUCCAAAGUGCUCGGGCAGAAGCGCCCCUGCGGCGUCUGCCUUUGCUAAGCAACAAUGACGUGCUGCUCUCUCCACGAAGACGCGGAAAUUUCAGCAAAAGAUAAAUGGAUUUGCAGCUCUAAAAACCGUUUACAGUAGCUCUGCUACUAAAUUUAUUUCAAAAUUGCAAUCCAUAUACAACUAUGAUCAGCUGUUCCUUCAUCUUGGCUGAGCUUUCAAUGUUGUUCCGGGAAAGGAUGAAGCUGAUUGGUUAGUUCUUGUCACAUGACCCGCGGUGUGCUUGCGGCAUUCUGAAGAGUUGAGAUGUUUUUACAUUUUGCUGUAUCUAAAACGUACCGAACCGAACCGUGACAUCAGUAUAUCGUAUCGAACCGAACCAUGAAUUUUGUGAACCGUUACACCCCUAAUAUAUAUAUAUAUAUAUAUAUAUAUAUUAAUCUAAUAAAAUUGUACAGUACACUCUGGUUUGUGAUUUUCCUUUCUGUGGUGCUUGGCUGUGUUUUAUUGUAACAACUCAAUUAAAUUUAAGGUUUAAUCAAGUAGGUGAGGCAAGGAUUAAGCCGAUGUGGAAAACGUCUUUUUCUCCAGCAUCUUAAACUAGCAUAUUUCUGGACAUUACAUGUGUUUUACCUGCUUAUUUAUUAACUCUUGAUUUACUUACUUCUUUUUUUCUUUUCUUUAAUUCUGAGAAUAUAGUCUUAGAAGGUAAAAAUAUUCUAUAUAUAUUAUUUUUUUAUUUUUUUAUUUAGUUUGUUUUAAUUCACUUUAUACUUUACUAAUUCAUUUACAUUUUAUUACAUUUAAUGAAACAGUUUGUAAACAUACUCUAUCACCAGGAAAAAAAAUAUAUAUAAAUAAACAGCAUUAUAGUAUUAUGCCAUUGUAACUUUGUGUGUAUCAUCAGUGCGUUUGGAUACAUGCUAUGGACCAGAACUCUGAAUUCGUUACAGAGGGCAAAAUGAAGUAGAACACAGUAAUAUAAUAAUAGUGUUCCUGUAGCUCAACUGGUGGAGCACUGCGCAAGGAAGCGCAAGGUUGGGGGUUCGAUUUCCUGGGAACACAUGAUACGUAAAAAUUGAUAGCCUGAAUGCACUGUAAGUCGCUUUGGAUAAAAGCGUCUGCUACAUGCAUAAAUUUACUUAAUUUUAAUUUAUUUAUAACACAAAAACCAGACAGACCAGGAAAAUGACUUUUACCAAGAUGGUUUCCUUUUACUUUUGCAGAAAGGUUGAAAUUUAAUGUAAUAUGAAAUUAAAUAACAAUAAACAAUACAACUCUAUAAA
Molecule: messenger RNA, 6643 nt
Organism: Carassius gibelio (silver crucian carp)
Lineage: Eukaryota; Metazoa; Chordata; Actinopteri; Cypriniformes; Cyprinidae
Product: polymeric immunoglobulin receptor-like
Exons: 13
Coding region: 103-2310 (735 amino acids)
Source: RefSeq, a predicted model, not a curated record